Capsicum annuum is the source of this 1825-nucleotide messenger RNA. Its product is annotated as dual-specificity RNA methyltransferase RlmN. Gene Ontology annotation, biological process: tRNA methylation; rRNA base methylation. Bases 127 to 1251 code for a protein of 374 amino acids. The record is from RefSeq and is a predicted model, not a curated record. NCBI's taxonomy places the organism in Eukaryota, Viridiplantae, Streptophyta, Magnoliopsida, Solanales, Solanaceae. Gene Ontology annotation, molecular function: RNA methyltransferase activity; iron-sulfur cluster binding. The transcript has 9 exons.
GAAAAUUGAAAAUAAUUCGAACUUCGCAUGUGCAAUAAUAGGUCUAACGACCCGACCCAAAUCCAAUUUGGCAAAAGCAUAGUGUUUUUGCCGAUCACAACGCGCCGCCGUUAGCACAUCGGUCGAAUGCAAAUGGCAUUAAAAUCAGUGUUCGAUUCUUCAGUAAUUAGGGCUGAAUUCGACAACGCCGGGAUCAACAAUCGCUUUAUCCCUCUUAUUUGGAAGUAUAUAAUACAGAACCCAGAUUGUAAUUGGGAAGAUAUUCCAUCUUUGCCGUCUUCUGCUUAUGCUUUGCUACGUGCUAAGUUCAAAGCUUCAACUUCUGUUGUCCACUCUGUAUUGGAGUCUAAUGACGGCGUUACCACCAAGCUCCUUAUCAAGCUCCAGAAUGGAGCAUUUGUGGAGUGUGUGAUUAUGAGAUAUGACUCAAGCUUGGGGAAAUAUAAUGGAAAGCCUCGUCCUGGCGGACCAAGAUCAACCUUGUGUGUAUCCUCUCAGGUUGGAUGCAAAAUGGGCUGCACAUUCUGUGCUACAGGAAGCAUGGGGUUCAAAAAUAACCUGUCUUGCGGAGAGAUAAUUGAGCAAUUGGUGCAUGCCUCUCGUUUUUCAACCAUCCGUAAUGUUGUUUUCAUGGGAAUGGGAGAACCAUUGAACAACUACUCUGCCCUGGUGGAUGCCAUACGAGUCAUGAUAGCAUCUCCAUUUCAGAUCUCUCCUAGAAAAAUUACAGUCUCAACGGUUGGAAUAAUUCAUGCCAUUACCAAGCUCCACAAUGACGUCCCAAAUUUGAACCUGGCUGUUUCUUUGCAUGCACCAGUCCAAGAUAUCCGUUGUCAGAUAAUGCCUGCAGCAAGAGCUUUUCCUUUGGAAAAACUCAUGAAUGCACUGAGAGAAUAUCAAAAGAAAAGCCAGCAAAAGAUCUUUAUUGAAUACAUAAUGCUUGAUGGAGUAAAUGAUGGGGAGCAGCACGCCCAUCAGCUUGGGAAACUGCUAGAGACAUUUCAAGUGGUUGUGAAUCUCAUACCUUUUAAUCCAAUUGGAUCUUUAAGUCAAUUCAGUACCAGUACCAAUCAGAAAGUCACCAGGUUUCAGAAGAUAUUAAGGGAUUUAUAUGAUAUUCGCACAACUGUUCGCAAGGAAAUGGGCCAAGAUAUAAGUGGUGCCUGUGGUCAAUUGGUGGUUAAUCUACCAGCUAAGCGCUCUGUCAGCAGUGCAGCUCCCCUAACAGACAUUGAGGAUCUUCGUAGAUAGAGUUAAAGAAAUUCUAUGUUAAAAGGAGAGACGAUUAGCAGCUCUAACUACAGGAACUAUAUCACUUUCAGUCUUACCUGGAUCAAGUUGUCGUUUCUCCCUGCCUAACCAAGCAUUGUGGUUGAACCAAGAUCUCGUUUUCAUGAGGCUUCUUUGGAAAGGUUUUAAGGGCGAAGUGAACAAUACACGAGUCUUAAGGGAGAUAUGAACGACGCCAUCACAUGCUCAAGGGAGAUGUAUGACAAUCUUUGUAAUAUAUAUAUAUAUAUAUUUUUUUAAAAAAAAUAGGAAAUGUAAUUGUUUUAAUAUUAGAAAUCGCACUUUAGAAGCGUGGACGUGUACAAGAGUAUGCUCAAAGUGGUGCGUCCCGAAAAAUAUUUUGUACAAGCAUGAAUGAAUCGUAAGCUAGCCUCUUGAUUUUGUUGGUCUGCGCAUAUGAUUUGAUAUGUAUGCUACCCUUCUCUUUGGAGCUGCAAUUUUAGCUCAUCACAUGCAUGUAUUCUCGGUUUAAACUUUGGAGGAAUCUUGGUUUAUUAUGUCAAAAUAUUGAACAGUAGUUGAAGAGAGGGUUCAA